GCGAACAAAAGAGUAGUUGCGCAAGUUUUAGUUCAUUGUGUACAAUUUGCAUUUUUGAUUUAAAAAAGCUUUAUCAGAUACCACAGUUUAAAUACGGGGGAAAUACUUAUCUUAGAAUAUAUUCUCAUUUAACGAUAAAGGCAAUCAGUCGUUUACAGAUUCCACAGACAUAAGUAACGUGUUAAAAGGAAGGUUACUAUAUGUGGAAAAUGAUGUGCAUUGCCUUCUUUAUCAUUGGCUGUUUCUUAGGAUUCGUACAAUGUGAUACGGAAGAUGACGGGUAUUCUGGUGAGGUUAAAAAAUUGUUUCAAGAUCUCGAAUACUUUAGAUCAAACGUCCAAACAGCACAACAAAAAAUGUUGCACUUCUCUAAUGAAACCAUGGAUAAAAAGUAUGCAAUAGGACUCGUCAACUUAUACACACAAGAAAGUCUUUUCUACGUUACAUUAAACUUACAAAUGCGCAACAACUACCCCACAGAGACUGAUAUCUGGAGACGAUCUGGUGAUCUGAUUAACAGAGGUAUUGACAUUCUCGGACUUACGGAGCAUAAAAUUGUUUACAGGGGAUGUACAGCUAUGAAGGAUUAUCCUAUACAAGGAAAUGAUUUUAAAUUCAAUCAGAUUACAAGUACCACUUUACUUCGAGAAUUGGCUGAAAUGUUUUCUGACAACGAAUGCCAAAAGGGAAUUCUUUUUGAGAUAUCAAAUGUGUAUGGAUUAUUGGCUAAAGACUUCUCAGCAAUUGAAGCUGAAAAUGAAGUAUUAAUUAAGUCCAACUAUAACUUUAAAGUAAAGGAAGAACCUCAACAAACUGAAACCCUUACAAUUUACAAACUUGAUGGUCAGUCAGAAUCUAUUAACACGGGCAAUAGAGCAUAUGCAGGAAUUCUAUUACAAUGUUCAAUUGUUGUCGUCACAAUUCUUACACUGGAUAAAUAGUUUAAAACGGAAUACAAGUUUGUCUUUGAAAAAUUAAAGAAACAUUAAAAUCAUUAAACUUCUUUUAAAAGUAUGUAUCUAACUAAGAGUUGUCAUCAGUUUUAAAACAUUAGAUUUACGAUGUAUACUAAAAUGUUACUCCCUUAAUUUCAUUUGUUGUACAGGUAUCAUUUUAUUCUGCAUAGGUAUCAUUUUAAUAACUAUGUGCAUAUCAAUCAACACUAUCAAAAUAUAUCAGUUAUUGUAUUGAUCGAACUCCACUGAUUUAAAGAACGAAAUUUUACAUACCUUCAAACCAAAAAAUAGUUAUCGCCUGACUUGAAUUGAAAGCGUGUAAACUAAUACCUGAAAUAAUGCACGGAAGGGCACAUGAGAUCGUCCCUCUCCAGUAAAGCUGGAACGUCGCCAUAUGACCUAUACUGUGUUGGUACAACGAUAACCCAAGUCAAAUCAAAUCAGUACAGUCACUUUACUUUAAAUAAGCAGUGUACAUACCGAAGUUAACAUUGUAGUCGCGAUAUCUGGGAGAAACCUUUUCAGUGAAAAUGUGUAAGAAAUUAAUUUUAAACCUUGUAUCUUGUUGUUAAUGCAAAUGAUUAAUUAAAAAUAAUGAAUGAACUAGGCGAAGAUAAACUAUCGUCUGCUUUUGCUGAUCGACUUAAUAAUGUAUUAAGUCGAUCAGCAAUAGCAGACGAUAGCUUAUCUUUAAUGUAUAUGUAAAGGGUACAAUUGCAAUUAAUUAUCUUUUUACCUUCAUUAAUAUGAUUCAUAUACCUUGAAGAAAUAUGAAUUUGAUGCGUGUUGAGAUAAAUGGUACAUCAAAUAACAUAGUUAUUGAGCUUUGCCCAUGAACUAGCGUUGUGCUCCGUUAGUAGUAAUGGUCCCGUGACACAUAUAUUUCAAUCUGAUUAAAUUCCGAACCUUUAUACAAUAGUCCCCUAUCUGGUUGAAGACUCAUUAAAAUCAAGAAUUUACUUAGUUUUAGGCUUAUCCAAGGAGGGGGAUGUAAUAUUUCUAUAUUGAUUUUCUCUGUUGAAUAUUGUAAAACGACUUGCAUUAUCUCUGUAUAAAAUUUAAUAUGUCUAUUUAAUACAUUUGAUAUGGCUUCAAAGAUUGUGCCGAAUUAUAGGAGAUUAUAAGCGCAUAUUUAGAUGGAAAUCAUGUCCAUUAUU
Molecule: messenger RNA, 2113 nt
Organism: Ruditapes philippinarum (Manila clam)
Lineage: Eukaryota; Metazoa; Mollusca; Bivalvia; Venerida; Veneridae
Exons: 2
Coding region: 201-941 (246 amino acids)
Molecular function (GO): NAD+ poly-ADP-ribosyltransferase activity; NAD+-protein-arginine ADP-ribosyltransferase activity
Source: RefSeq, a predicted model, not a curated record